AUGGCAUCUAAUAUCAGUUGUCAAUUUGAAACUAUGAAAUCACCUUCUUCAAUAGUAUCAUCCUCAUCUAAAACAAUCAUUAAACCAUCUACGUCACUUAUUUCACCAUUGCAACCGAUAUAUGGUAUUGAUUCUGUAGUUAGUGUUGUAGAAGACUCGAAUAAUGGUGGUAUAUUUUUAUUCGAAACUGAACGUCAUCUUGUAUAUACUAAUAAAUAUACAUGUACAUUGCACACUGUAUGUAUAUUUGGAUGUUGGUUAUGUACCAUUCCAUCAAUUAUUGUUACUAUAUUUGCUCGAAUAGCUGCGAAAAAAAAUCAAAUGACAAAAGCUAAAGUAUUGUUUAAUAUUGCAUUCAUUUUUUCAUUUUUUGGUUUAAUAUUAUUUGCUGUACAAGCAGGAUAUUUAGUAUGGCUUAUACGUUAUCUCUUACAUAGAUUUAUUACUUAA
Adineta steineri is the source of this 450-nucleotide messenger RNA. Lineage: Eukaryota; Metazoa; Rotifera; Eurotatoria; Adinetida; Adinetidae. The record is from the annotation of a GenBank genome assembly.